Molecule: messenger RNA, 2484 nt
Organism: Coprinopsis cinerea okayama7#130
Lineage: Eukaryota; Fungi; Basidiomycota; Agaricomycetes; Agaricales; Psathyrellaceae
Product: RRM domain-containing protein
Exons: 6
Coding region: 1-2484 (827 amino acids)
Biological process (GO): mRNA processing
Cellular component (GO): nucleus
Molecular function (GO): metal ion binding; RNA binding
Source: RefSeq, a predicted model, not a curated record
AUGAUUUUCGAUCCCGCAUCUGCUCCCCAUCUCAAGCCAUGGCUUGUCCGGACGCUUGAGCCAAUAUGCGACGCUGAGCCUGGUGCAUUGGCUGACUAUAUUCUCGCUUUGCUCAAGCAUAAUGUUCCAGAGCCAGAGAUGCGAAAAGAACUGCAGGUCCAACUCGAGGAAUUCUUGGAGAACGAAUGCAAGUCGUUUAUCGACACAUUGUUUACCGUUCUAAGGACAAAAUCGUAUCUACCCUACUCGACUAACCCGCCUUCACCUCCGCCGGCGAACGACGAAGGAAAGUCAACACCGCUGGACGGAACGACGACGAGUGGGGCCGCUGGUCCUUCGAGCGACCGGACACGGAAACGGAGCUUUGGAGAUGACGAGCGGGAUACACGGCCGAGUAAAGGACCAAGGCUGAGCGCAGACGGCGAUUUCUCGAGAUAUGGAAACGGCAGAGCGGAUCAGCAAUGGGGAGGAGGAAGGCAGGGGAUGGUUCAGGAAGGAGCAGCCUACGGAGGUCAGAUGAACGGCAGACGACAGGGGUACCAGCCGCCUGGCCAAAAAAGGGGUAUCUGCCGUGACUACCACAACCACGGUUUCUGUGCACGCGGUGAGACGUGCAAAUACAGUCACGGAGACGAUGCUGUCAUUCCAUCUCAGUUAUACCCAAUGGUGCCGCCAAUGAUGCCCUUCAACUACCUCUACAACAUGUUCAACGCGCAACAACCUUACGACCCUAACGACGCAAGAAUUGACGGCCAUGCUGGCGGCCCGAGACAACACCAGCGCGCUCCCAUAAUGCCGAGGGAAGGCGGGGCGCACCCGCACGCCUCUGGUGAACUUCCAGUGAUACAGGACCUGACACCUAGCGCUCCAACGGACCCCAAUGCGCCCCAGAAACCGCCAAUGCCCCAACAACCCUCAAUGGCUAACAUGUCUAUACCACCGCAGCUUAUGGCAAUGAUGCCAGGCAUCGAUCCAUCCAUGUUUGCCGCAGGCAUGCCCCCAUUCGCAGGUCCACCUAUGGACCCUUCAGGCAAUAUGCCUCCCGGCUCCGACGCGACCGCCCCUCAAGGACCUCCAUCCAAUCAAACAAACCCUAAUUUCCGUGGGCGAGGUGGACCCAGCAAUCGAGGACGAGGAGGGUCAUUCGGCGCCGACGCCAGUUCAUUCCGACCCAACCGGCGAGGGGACAAAACGCUCGUCGUCGAAAAGAUUCCCGAAGACAAGCUCUCCCUCGACUCUAUCACUUCUUGGUUCAAAAAAUUCGGAGAGGUGACGAACGUAGCUGUGGAUCCUAGGGGUGGGAAGGCGCUGGUCAGUUUCGCGACGCAUGAAGAGGCUAGGGCGGCGUGGAAGAGCGAGGAUGCGGUGUUUAAUAAUCGGUUUGUGAAGGUGUUUUGGCAUAAACCGAUGGAAGGGCACGGGCAGGUUGGACAGAGGGCGCUGGCUGCUUCAGCAUCUUUGGUGGCGAAUUUGAACGCCAAGGAGACCGGUGGUACACAGGCGGGUUCUUCGUCCUCCACGGCGUCACAAGCUGGUGCUUCCGCGUCAGCAUCACCAGCUCCAGCGGCGGCUCCCAAAAAAUCAACGCAAUCUUCAGCAGCAGCGGCCCUAGCAGCAAAACAAGAACUGCUGGAAAAACAAAUCACAGAACAGAAGGCACUGAUGAACGAACUGACUGGUGCAACUGCGGAGCGGAAGAAAGAGAUCAUGGCUCGUCUGCGGAAACUCAACGAAGAGAUGACUACGGCAAAGGACACGCCCACGCCUCCCCCUCCGUCCAAGAAGCCAACACCGGAGUCAACCGAUGCAAAAGGCCAGGACAAAGACACGGAGAUGCAACCACCAGAGGGAGAAGCAACUGGAGAAGAAACCACAGAGCAGCUCAAAGCCAAACUCGAGCGACUCAAAGCCGAAGCUGCGAGCUUGGGCAUCGAAUCUGCCGAUGCAAGUGGAGGUUAUAGUGGAUAUCGUGGUGGAUAUCGUGGACGUGGGAGAGGGCGAGGGUUCUACAGAGGCGGGCCAGCAAUGCGUGGCGGCCCUCCGCGUGGUAGCCUUAAACUCGAUAACCGGCCGAAAAAGCUGUUGGUUAAGGGUGCGAAUGGGGAGAGCGAGGUGCAGCAUGUGAAGGAUUGGUAUGAGUCGCUCGGUCAGGUGGAAAACAUCGAAACGCUCGAUGGAGGGGAUGUCCUAGUCUCGUUUAGGACUCGAGCAGCCGCCGAACAGGGCCUAGCCAAAGGCACAUCGAUCCCAGGCAUUCCCAACAAGCUCACCAUUACAUGGCACGUCUCCAAGAGUCCAGCACCCUCCACAACCCCAGCACCUUCUUCCUCAAAACCGACAGGCGACGCUACAGGAUCGUCGACAUCCAUGGCUGUAGACAAAGACCCUGGUGCUGAGGAAGAUGGCGGUCGGUCGCCGCCACGCCACGAGGAAGAGGAGGUGGGUGGAUGGGGAGGGUACGAUGACGGGAUGGGCAUGUUGUAA